CUUGUGGCUGUGUCGUGCGCGUGAGCCCCGUAGGGCCGGGGAGGCACCAGCUGCCGCGCGGGGAGGAGGCCGAGGCCGCAGCUUGAGGGAGGCCCCGGCCCCUCUGCGCCUGUGUCUGGCAGAGCCGGUGUGAGACGAAGAGACAAUCCUUCCCUGCCGCCCGGAUAAUCAAGAGUUUUGGCCGGACCUUUGAGCACACACCGAGAGAGUGAGGAGCCAGACGAAAAGCACAGACUAUGGCGCUGAAACGGAUUAAUAAGGAACUUAGUGAUUUGGCCCGUGACCCUCCAGCACAAUGUUCUGCAGGUCCAGUUGGGGAUGAUAUGUUUCAUUGGCAAGCCACAAUUAUGGGACCUAAUGACAGCCCAUACCAAGGCGGUGUAUUCUUUUUGACAAUUCAUUUUCCUACAGACUACCCCUUCAAACCACCUAAGGUUGCAUUUACAACAAGAAUUUAUCAUCCAAAUAUUAACAGUAAUGGCAGCAUUUGUCUCGAUAUUCUAAGAUCACAGUGGUCUCCUGCUUUAACUAUUUCUAAAGUUCUUUUAUCCAUUUGUUCACUGCUAUGUGAUCCAAACCCAGAUGACCCCCUAGUGCCAGAGAUUGCACGGAUCUAUAAAACAGACAGAGAUAAGUACAACAGAAUAUCUCGGGAAUGGACUCAGAAGUAUGCCAUGUGAUGCUACCUUAAAGUCAGAAUAACCUGCAUUAUAGCUGGAAUAAACUUUAAAUUACUGUU
Messenger RNA from Neomonachus schauinslandi (Hawaiian monk seal), 739 nucleotides. RefSeq names its product ubiquitin-conjugating enzyme E2 D3. Gene Ontology annotation, biological process: ubiquitin-dependent protein catabolic process; protein K11-linked ubiquitination. The record is from RefSeq and is a predicted model, not a curated record. Bases 237 to 680 code for a protein of 147 amino acids. Lineage: Eukaryota; Metazoa; Chordata; Mammalia; Carnivora; Phocidae. The transcript has a single exon. Gene Ontology annotation, molecular function: ubiquitin conjugating enzyme activity. Gene Ontology annotation, cellular component: nucleus.